GAAGUGCAGACAAAUCAUCUUUUUUUAGGAGCACAAAUGGAAUGUUAUCUCAGAAAAUAAUGUUUUUUCCCUCUUUAUAUUUAACAAUCCUCGGAGAUGCUUCUAUCACCACUCAUCUACACUUUUUUUUCCUAUAUCAACAGAAAGAUCAUGGGGGCAUCUCAAACCUACAGUAAUGCCAAGUCGGUCAGGUUUGUGGAGUGCCUAUCGAAGUCAAGGUAAAGGAGCUUACUGGGAUGAAGAGGGGGGAAGAGGUAGGACAGGGAGAAAGGGAUGACAAGGAGAGUCAGAGCAAAGAGAGAGCGAGAGAAGGAGCAGACAAUUGCGCUCAGCUCCUCUCCAACAAACCCAUUCCUCGCCUCCUUCAGGCAAAGCGGAGUAGCGGCAGCAGCGUGCGGAUUUUCACUUGAGAGGAACGCGCAUCGGUGGGAUAUUUUGAGUGGAUUGGUGACCAAACAUACAGAAAAGGAUACAUACAGAAAGAAAAAAAAACAGGAGAGGAAAGAAGACGCCAAGUAGCGACUCUGGCAUAUUUUGAGGAAGUCUCCAGGUCGCACCUGCGCGCCGUGCGUGUCCUGUCUCCCAGGGGAUAAAAGUGCGUACAAAUUUUUACGCCGACUUUUACGCAAGGUGACACACCGAGCAGGAGGCAGCCGGAGACGCUCCUGGAAGCACGAUGCUGAUCGGUACAUCUGCCCAGGGCAACCCCCUCCUGGCCUCUCUCCCAGUACCGGGGCGGCCUCUGCAGCCUCAGCUCGACCUCAAACACCUCCUACCCUUCAGACUCAAUGGAUCCUCACCCCUUAGCCUCUUUCCCAACUUCAAUACGAUGGACCCUGUCCAGAAGGCAGUGAUUAACCACACAUUUGGGGUCCCUCAGCCUCUCAAGAAGAAACAGAUCAUCUCCUGUAACAUCUGCCACCUGCGCUUCAACUCAACGAACCAAGCAGAGGCCCACUAUAAAGGCCACAAACACGCCCGAAAACUCAAAGCCAUGGAGGCCCAGAAGAACAGGCAGCGACGAGGUGGAGAGACCUCAACUACAGGGAAGGAGCGGGAGCGGGAGCGGGAACGAGAACGAGAACGAGAACGAAACAAGGCAAUCCCUUCUGAUGCACCUCUUCCAGCACCUAUGGACACAAGCUUAGUAAAAGAAACAAGUCUUCAGUUUGAUCUGGAACCAAGCAUCCUGGAGGGAAAACUGGAAGAGAGUCCCAGGAGCUCGGUCAUGCUGACACCGGUGUCUGAGGUUUCCUCUGUGGAGCUGGUCACGCUUUCCCCUCCUCAGAUUUCGCCUUCCUCUCAGCUCUCUGAGACGACGUCAGACACCAGCACUUCGGAGGGUGCAGAGGCCGCCGAGGCCGCAGAGCCCACAGAGCCCACUGAUGCGUUGUGUCUGACCGGCGAGUCAAGUAAUGUUGCAGACUCAUCUAUCACACCAGGGGAGCCAUGCAUGGAUGACAAUAAAGACCCCAAGAAGAGCAAAGCUCACCUCCACUGUCCUGUCUGUAAAGUCACAGUCAACUCCACCUCCCAACUGGAAGCACAUAACAGCGGUACUAAGCACAAAUUGAUGCUGGAAGGUCACAGUGUUCUGCCGCGCCGUAGGGGGAAAGUAGUGGCAGCUCGAGCUGGCUGCAAGAGUAAGCGGCUGGGGAGCAAAGGCAGCGUCGGGGUGCCUAGCAAGAACUUCCAGUGUGAAGUGUGUGAAAUAUUUGUGAACUCUGAAACCCAACUUAGCCAGCACAUGAACAGCAGAAGGCACAAGGAUCGGCUGGCCGGAAAACCACCCAAACCCAAAUUUACCCCCCACAGCAAGAGCCAGCCGAGCUCCAGCUUCACGAACGUGAGAUGGAGUGGCUAUGCAGGUGUGGCUGUGUCUGCCAUGAAGAAAGCAUUCACCCAGUGCAACCUCACUUCUCUCUCCUCGCAGACCAAACUGGCCUUGCAGAAGCAGCUGACCAAGAGUUUGACAACUGGCUUCCUGCCCAGCCCCCUCACCCCACCAACUCUGUGCACAGUGGCGACUAACCCGCUGGCUCUGCGCCACCCGGUGGGCACCACCACCUUCAUCCAGACCCCAUUCCUAGGCCCUGCACUGUUCCGGCCUGCUCCGGGGCCGCUGCGGGCCACGCACACUCCCAUCAUUUUCUCCCCUUAUUGAGGACUUAACCAAUCUCCCAGUUAAGCUCCAGUCCUGUCCCUUUACCAAAUCCAAGGCCCUCGUUUUAGUGUGACCACGCAACAAAGGUCACAUCCAAACUAUGCAGCCCACUUGACUUAAAAUGGGAAGAGUGCACAAAUUCCAAUUUAUCACCAGGCCUCAUGGCCUGAGAGCGCUUCUCAUCACAAAGGCCAAGAUCCCUUUUCAUGCCUUCUUUCUGCUCCUUCGUUGGUGACCUCAGGAGCAGCACAGGCCUCCAGACAGUGACUGGCACAAGGAGACCGCAUUUAUAGCCAUUUCAUGGGUCAACAUGGUUUAAAUUAUAAAUAUUAUUGUGUAAUUUCUUAGAAAACAUAUUAGAAAAAAAUCUAGAUGUAUGUUUAGUGUGGUUGCCACAAAAUAAGGUCCCUUUACUUGAUGCUCUUAUAAAACCUUUUUUAUCUUCUAUGUUUGGAGGCUUGAUGAAAAGUUGUUGUUGUAGGUCCAUAAAGUAGCUGAAGCAAAGCCAUAUAUAUAUGGCUGCAGAGGCCAGCCUCACUCAUCAGUGUUUUCAGCUGACAAGCUUAAACAAUGCUGUUGCAUGGUAUUGUGAAUAUGGUAAAAAAAAAAAAAAACAUAAAACGUCUUAGUUUAAGAGUAGAGCUCUGAAUUUUUAUUGUGAGAUUUUGUUAAAAGGUUACAAGGUGUUGGUGUCUUACCUACAGUACAUGGCACAUCUAAGCUGCCAUCACAGAUUCUACCUGGCCAUGUAUGCUUGCAUAUUUAAAAAAGCCUUACAUGACUGAUAACGUAAUAAUUAAGGCAACUUCAUGGCACAUUGAGUCCUACAAUGCUUUUAAAGUACAUGUUUAGCUUUUGAUACCAACUCAGUUUGUAUAGUGCAUGUGUCUUGGGAUCAGUGAUGUGUAAUUUUGGGUUCUGCUACAUCAGAAUGAUGUACUUUUCUUUUCUAUACCAAAGACUUGUAUGAUCUGGGAAUUGAUCUUCACUGGUCAGAUAAUUAUCUGCCAAAUUAAUCAAAGUUAUUCAGUUGCAUUCCUAAUACAAAACUUGUUUCAUAUAUAUAAUUGGGUUAUCCCUGUAAUAUUGUACUCGUAGUUGUGCAAAAAUGCUAUAGCAGUGGCACAUUGUUACAUGAGUGAGAAGAGGUUUAUAUUCCAACAUGUCCUAAAAAUCUGUGGCAGUCUGGUGUAGCAGACCAUUAGGUUAUGCAUGCUAUGAUCUCAAAUGUGAUGGAAGACAAUGCUGGAGCUCAAUUCUCCUGAGGCAAAAUCUUCCUAUGCUAUGGAAAUGCAAGGUAGAUAUGUAAUAUUGUGGCAGGAGAAUUAGCAAAGCCUUCAUUUAUAGAUCCAGAUUAGUCGGUCCCAAGCUAAAGUUAGCAUAUAGCUAAAUGGAGCCAAUGUGGGCGUCUGCUUACUUCAAAGAACUGCAACUUCAGAAAUGUCACAAUAAUUUACGCAAAUCAUUUUGAUCAACCCAAAUCUGUUAUUGUGUUAACACUGGUUAGUUACAAACAUGCUGAGCAUCAAAAGCAUUUCUUCUCAGACUGCUUAAAACCAAAGCAGUGUAAAAAUCAGAAACUGUUCAGAGGUCAAUGUGAAUUGUAAUUUAUGUAUUUUUUAGACCUUCUCACAUUUCUAGCAAUCUAUUGCAAUGACUGGAAACGUUAAGCUCUAAGUUCAUGUCUCGCAUGGGAUGAUCCAGGGUCAGCCUCGAUUUCCCUUGUAAAUAUUCAUUGGCUUUUGUGUAAACAACUGCCUGAUGUGAACAAGAAGAUGAUUUCAAAGUGUGUUUUUUGAGAUAGGACUUGUUUCCAGCACUGAGGCACAGUUGCUUGCAAUGCUGUCUUGCCUUGGUUGUUUGUCUUGUUGGACUGUGAAGUGUGAUGUGAAACACCUGCACUCCCAUGACCCUGCUAGAUAAGUAAACAUAGACAGGGGAUGGACAGAUGGACGGACUGGGGGAAGUGUUUCUUAAAGGUAUGAAACCUGUUAACUUUAAUCUCUGAAACCAACUAAUCUGGAUUUAAGAUAAACAACAAAGUUAACAAAUAUAUUACUGAAGGUAAGAAAUUAUCCGCCUUUUAAUCUUUUAACAGAAGCUCGCUUCAAAAAUUUAAAAUAUUCACUUUAAAGGCUCGUAAGGACAAAAGCGACCCGUCACUGUAGGUCUAAAAUGGUGUAUUGUUUGUGUUACAAUCCAACAAAAAAAAAAAAUGCAUUACUGAUGUCUGUUUCUUUCUUUUCAAGUAAGCGUAACAGCCCCUGCAUCCAAGUUAUUUUUUUUUUAAAUGCACCAAGGAUUAAACAGUCAGUAACAUCCACAAAAGGUCAGCUUGUCAACGAAACUAUUUUUCAGUUUGCAAAUCUGCUCUUUGGAAUCUGAAUUCUUGCUUCAGAGUAUUACUCAUGCAUGCAACCUGGGAUUAUGCUUUUCCUAAGGUUGCGGCAUGAAAAUAUUUUUUUGCAGCUAUUCACGUCUUAUCCUGCCAAAUUCCCCUUUGUUUCGCUCCCAUCCUCACUUCUUUUUAACCCCAUUUUCCUUUCACCUCACUGCCAUCACCUUGACGUUGUCCCUGAUUUUCUUCUGCUGUGAUCUCAGUUUAAGCCGAUGAGGAGCAAGGAAAUGACACACACAAUCAAAGCACAUAAUGAGAACACAAUGGAUAACUUGAUGACUUGAUGACUUGAUGACUUGAUAAGAUUUUAGUGUUUGAUGAAAAAUUUGACAGCGGAUGGGAAGGCUGCUCAGUCUCAUUCUGAUUGACAUCCCGGUGCUGAGACUGAACGCAGCGUGUGGAAAGGGGUGUGGAUGGGAUACAAAGCACAGUGCCAUGGCAACCACAGUAAAAAGCACCUUAAAAUGGAUUUACUUACAAAAGCAAUGAUUAUGUUGAUAUUCUCUUGUUUUAUUAUUAUUUGUAGGUGUAUGUUUUAUAAAAUUCUGCUAUGAAAAAAACUAAUCAAGUGAGAAUGAUCCUGUUGCAGUUUAUCUGUAAGGAUGACAAGCCUCACAGUUAAAGCAAUACAUUCAGUAGGUUUAUGUUCAUGUCUGAUGUGUCAAUAACUUUAUCUCUUCUCUGCUGUAAACUCCUCAUACAGUGUAUUGUGUACCCCACCACAGCCAAGGCCAAUUCUGGUUUGUCAGUGAAAAGUCAAAUGAAAUAAAACAGUUGUGCAGCUGCUGCCCUUGAUGCUCGACGCUCAUGGCCAGUCUCAACAUGACAAACGGGUGGCGAGGGGGGCUGCCUUAAGCGCCAUAUGACACUGCCGCUUCACUUUUCAGCGGAGCAGUAGGACCUCUGCAUGACUUCCACUGGAAAAAAAAAAAAAGAAAAAAAAAGCGAGGAGUGAUGUGGAAGUGACACAUAUGCAGCAUCGACUUGUCAUUGUGCUGUUUGUGCUCGUGCGCCGACUCCCACGCAGGAUAUCUGCUGACAUUCUCUCCUUUCCUUAUGUCGAAAACAAACUCUUGGCAAGGUCUCAACACAGAACUUGGAGCGCAUGUGUCAUCCUCUCCUCAGCAGUCGUACCGAAUCAUGUUCUCUUCAAUUACAGGAACCUAUGCAUUUGUGCAACGUGUGUACAUGUGUUUGACGCAGCAGUGCCACCUCUCGUAAAUAACCUGUAACUGCCAUUCAGUGCUUGUGCUUUUAACAGAACCCUCUUCAUCCGAUGUGUAUUUGUGUUCUAAGGACUCCCAAGCCGUUCUAGGUUAGCAAAGCCGCCAGGUCUCCUCGCCAUAAUGAUGUGAUGGUUCUCCCCAGUCCCACUUCUCAGUGAACCAACCAGCCUUUAAUCGUCACUAUUUCUUUCUUUCUAUUGCUCAAUGGGAACGCUGACCCAGGUGACCAUUUUUCUUAAAUUAAAUAACCAAUAAAAGUCAGAUUAUAUGUAGAAAUAGAGCAAAUAUAGAGAUUCUACCAGAGUCAUUAUUGUUAUCUGUAUUAUAAAUAUUAUAGAAGAGAGUUUAGAUGAUGUUAUUGUUGAAUACCUGUUUGAAAACAGGGUGGGGGGACUUUAUUGUUUUUCUCUUUUAUUUACAUGGUUUUAUCAACAUGUUUUAUAACGUACAACAGAAAAUAUUUAAAACAAAAAGAUUUGAGUGAGCUUUUUUUUCCACCAUGCUGGCAGUUACUGAAAUAAUAUUGUAACUAAAGGCCUUUUACAGACAAUAUCAUGACGUUGCAUUAACUAGGCCUUCUCAGGGGUGACAGGUUGAGCAAAUGUUAACAUGACCAUCCAUUCAGGGUAUCCCUCCAUAGCUCCAGAGGGCAGGAAACACUGUACACAUGGAUGGGAUGAUGAGAAAUAAAAUGAGCAAAUACAUUUAUGUACAUUAUAAGUAAAGUGGGUUGGAUUUGGGGAAAUAAAGCUUUUUCAAACUUGUGAAAA
Molecule: messenger RNA, 6558 nt
Organism: Poeciliopsis prolifica (blackstripe livebearer)
Lineage: Eukaryota; Metazoa; Chordata; Actinopteri; Cyprinodontiformes; Poeciliidae
Gene: znf385c
Product: zinc finger protein 385C
Exons: 9
Coding region: 677-2164 (495 amino acids)
Cellular component (GO): nucleus
Molecular function (GO): nucleic acid binding; zinc ion binding
Source: RefSeq, a predicted model, not a curated record